AUGACUGACAAGACACCCCUCUAUGGCAACAAGUUUGCCGAACUGAUCGCUCAAAACGUUUCGGAUCCUCUUCCAGCCGAAAACGCAGUCAAUGCUAAACUAACCAGCAUUGACGGCAACGGGACCGCCGCUCUCGUCAGCAAGCUUUAUGUCCCUGGGGAUCCCAAAAGAUAUGGUGGCUUCGGUCUCAUCUUCAGAGAUGAUUCUACAUACGACGACUUCGAGUGGGUACAGUUCGUCACCCGACAGCUGGUAAUCAAUGGCACCGCCCAAACCGGGAGCUUGUCCAACAAAACGAACAAGCCUGCUUAUCAAUUGGUAAACUCUACAGAGAAUAUCACCGAUUUUGCAACUGGCUCGGGAGCGCCAAACUGGAAUACUUGCUGGGGCGUGGACUCUAAGCUUAGCAAUGUUUUCUUCGCCAGCACUCAUGAAUACGUCAAGGAUGAUGCUCUCAAAGUGAAGGGCAUUAUGGAUACCCCAAGUGUCUUGGUCGGCAAGAUUCCAAAGUCGUAUGACAGAGACUCUUAUCUAGAUGCUCCGGAUGACUUGGUCGACAUGAAGGUAUUGGCGACUGGCCCAGGUACUUCGCGCGCUUACUUCUCGGACUAUCUUGUAAAGAAGCUUGAUGACGGUGGACGUCGCAUCUACGCGCGCUUUGACCACAGUUUGACCUGGAGCGCUGGCGAGGGGGAUAAGAAUAAUUACGAGAUCAGCUCUUUGAGGUCUACUGCCACCAACGCAUUUCUGGACUGUCACAGAGCUGCUCUUCAACACUCGACUAGGCCACUGAAGGCAGGCAAUGAGUCACAACAACCUUAUCUGGAGUUUCUCAACUCUAUUGUUCAGUGA
Fusarium musae is the source of this 852-nucleotide messenger RNA. RefSeq lists its product as uncharacterized. Lineage: Eukaryota; Fungi; Ascomycota; Sordariomycetes; Hypocreales; Nectriaceae. The transcript has a single exon. The coding region runs from base 1 to 852 and encodes 283 amino acids. The record is from RefSeq and is a predicted model, not a curated record.